AUGGCCGUUCUCGGCAUCAUCAUAACUCACUUAUUUAUCCUGCUACUAUCAGCAUGGGCUACGACAGCUUCCACCCGCUCCCGAAUCGGCGCACUCAUACAGCUACUCUUUGCAGCCUCCUGGAUCUGGGAGCUCUGCCUCAAACUCCUCACACUCUUGUUAGCUACAGCCAUCGGCGCCGCCCUUGCGCGGGUGAUGUGGUACGAUGCGCUAAUUGAGUCUGGUGCCCGACAACCUUCGGCUGGACAGGACGAGCUGUCCAAAGUGGACUCUUUCAAACAGAGCAUGAAACUAGAUGCGCUGGAGAAGGAGAUUGAUGUCGAUUUCGCGAAGCUGCUUGCUGGCGUUCCGCCGGCCUGGUUUCUGGCUGUUGUGCUGGCUGUUUGGGUGGAUUUUGUGAGUCUAGGGGUUUACCUGGCUAGGUUGUGCUGGAAGGGCGCGAGGGGAUUGCUGAGGGGUGUGAUAGGUGGCACGCCUGCUCCUCCUAGUGAAAUGAGGGUGGAUGGGCUGAAAGGAACCGAGGACGCCAGUGGUGGGACUGAUGUUUUUGGUACCCAAGGCGUUCAUGGUGUCCAAGGAGCUGAGGCUGUCUUUGGUAUGAGUGGUAGCCCAGAAAAUGAGGGUUAUGAGAAUCUGGCGGGUGAUGGCGUGGACGCAGCUCAGGACAGCGCCAGGGGGUCCAUCAAGAUCCAUCUGCAUUGCGCCCCAUUCUCUAUGUCCAGAGCCGUGCAGAGAAGGAGCACAAACCUACCUGGGCUCAUCUGCACCUCGCCCACUACUACGGUGAGGGCUCUCAUAGGGGUGGAAGGGGGAUUUAACGCUGGUGACGCUGGCGUUAGAAAACAACAGAACAUAGCACAAGCUCAGCCGGAGUUCGCCUACAUUGAGACUGCGAAUGCAGCCGGCAGUGGCACAUUCACAUAA
Aspergillus nidulans FGSC A4 is the source of this 924-nucleotide messenger RNA. RefSeq lists its product as uncharacterized. NCBI's taxonomy places the organism in Eukaryota, Fungi, Ascomycota, Eurotiomycetes, Eurotiales, Aspergillaceae. The coding region runs from base 1 to 924 and encodes 307 amino acids. The record is from RefSeq and is a predicted model, not a curated record. The transcript has 3 exons.